CCCCCGGCUCGCCUGGCCAGCCUGCUCCGCACCCGUCUGCCCCGGCUGCCCGGUGCGUCCCCUCCGCCAGCCGUCUGCACUCCCCGGCCCCACAGGCACCAUGCACCUCUCCCAGCUGGUCGCCUGCGUCCUGCUGCUGCUCACACUCCUCUCGCUCCGGCCCUCCGAAGCCAAGCCCGGGGCUCCACCGAAGGCCCCGCGGACCCCGCCAGGGGAAGAGCUGGCCGAGCCCCAAGCUGCGGGCGGCAGUCAGAAGAAGGGUGACAAGACCCCCGGGGGCGCCAAUCUCAAGGGCGACCGGUCGCGACUGCUUCGGGACCUGCGCGUGGACACCAAGUCCCGAGCGGCGUGGGCUCGCCUUCUGCACGAGCACCCCAACGCGCGCAAGUACAAAGGCGCCAACAAGAAGGGUUUGUCCAAAGGCUGCUUUGGCCUCAAGCUGGACCGGAUCGGCUCCAUGAGCGGCCUGGGAUGUUAGUGCGGCGACCCCUGGCGGCGGAUUCGGAAUUGCUCUGUGCACUGAGGUCUUCCUUGGUCAUCAGCCUCGGCAUCUGGAAACACCUCCAACGCAAUGUGGCUUUUACAUUUCCUUUUUUUUUUCUUCCUGGUACUGGGAAUACACAACACCAGCUGUUUUAUUAUUAUUUGGGGAGGGGAGGGUAUGAUUUUAUUGUUUGGG
Messenger RNA from Jaculus jaculus (lesser Egyptian jerboa), 679 nucleotides. RefSeq names its product natriuretic peptide C (gene Nppc). Gene Ontology annotation, molecular function: hormone receptor binding; hormone activity. The record is from RefSeq and is a predicted model, not a curated record. Bases 101 to 478 code for a protein of 125 amino acids. Gene Ontology annotation, cellular component: extracellular region. The transcript has 3 exons. Gene Ontology annotation, biological process: receptor guanylyl cyclase signaling pathway; cGMP biosynthetic process. NCBI's taxonomy places the organism in Eukaryota, Metazoa, Chordata, Mammalia, Rodentia, Dipodidae.